This is a messenger RNA of Closterium sp. NIES-65, 2433 nucleotides long. NCBI's taxonomy places the organism in Eukaryota, Viridiplantae, Streptophyta, Zygnematophyceae, Desmidiales, Closteriaceae. The record is from the annotation of a GenBank genome assembly.
AUGGGUGGCGGAGAGUACCAGUUAUCGUUCGAGUCGUUCGCACAUGACGAGGACGUGCGAGGGAUUGCUGUGAUCGGCGAGGAUUGCUUUGCCACGUCAUCCCGGGACAAAACCGUCAAGCUGUGGCGGCGCGCGCCAGCGUCCACGUCAGCAAGAUCCGCAACGGGCAGCGAAUUCGGCCUAGAUAAAACCCUCGUGGGUCACACGAGCUUCGUGGGACCCCUGGCAUGGAUUCCUGGACAACAAUCUCCUGCAGGAGCAGGGGGAGGAGGGGAGGGCUCGAGUGAUGCUGCAGGAGCCGGGAAGGGUGUGCUAGUAUCGGGGGGAAUGGAUUGUUUGGUUUUGGUGUGGGAUUUGGAGGCUGGGGAGGUGGCGCAGCGGUUGGCUGGGCAUGAGCAGCAGGUGACUGGUAUCACGGCGACGGCAGCAGGGGACAUUGCAACAUGUUCUGUGGACAAGUCCAUUCGGGUGUGGCGAGACGGGCACUGCCAGCAGCAGCUAUCAGGCCAUGAGUCCUCAGUGCUGUGCCUUGCCGCUGCUCCCAACGGGCUUCUCUUCUCAGGGUCAGGAGAUUGCACCAUUCGUUGUUGGGACGGCUCCUCCUGCAUCAAGUCCGUCCGGGCGCAUUCAGACUCUGUGCGUGGCCUUGCAAUGCUGCCAGCAGUUGGUCUCCUCUCAGCCUCCCAUGAUGGCUCUGUGAAGCUAUGGGACCUGUCGCUGCAGCCGCUGCUGGAGAUGGUGGGGCACACAGCGCUGGUGUACUCAGUGGCAUCCACAGCAGGGGGCGAGCUCAUUGCGUCGGCCAGUGAGGACGCCACUGCCCGCGUGUGGAAGGACGGCGAGUGCAUGCAGGUAUUGGAGCAUCCUUCAUGCGUCUGGGCGGUCGCCUUUCUCCCUAAUGGAGACCUCAUCACAGCUUCUGCGGAUGGUGCUUUCCGCAUAUGGACAAGAGACGCCGCCCGCGUGGCACCAGAGGGCCUGCGGUCCAGCUAUGAGGAGAGGGUGAAGGCCAGUAGGAAGAAGAAGACAGUGGGGGGUGUGAAUGUGGACGAGCUACCAGGCAUUGAAGCAUUGCAACAGCCAGGUCACAAGGAUGGGCAGACACUGAUAGUGCGGGAGAACGAUGUGGGGGUGGCGUACCAGUGGAGCCAAAAGGAAUUCAACUGGGAAAAGAUAGGGGAGGUGGUGGAUGGUCCGUCGGAGCCUGUCGAUGCAAAGAUGUAUGAGGGCAAGCAGUACGACUACGUCUUUGACGUGGACAUUGGCGAUGGAGUGCCAGUGCGCAAGCUGCCAUACAACCACGGAGACAACCCAUACGACGUGGCGGACAAGUGGUUGCUAUCACAGGAUCUGCCUCUGGGGUACAGAGAGCAGGUGGUGGACUUCAUACUGCGCAACACAGGCCAGGGGCCUACAAUGCCGCUCGGGGCCACCAUUCCCGACCCCUACACUGGCGGGCAAGCAUACGUUCCAUCGGCAACACCCUCCUGGGGCGGACCCACUCCUGCCUCACGAGGCCCUGCCCAAGCCCCACCAGCAGCACCUGCAGCGGUGGCAGCACAACCACCACAGGAGAAGCUGUUCCCGAAGAGGGGCUACCUGGUGUUUGACUCAGCGCAAUACGACGGCAUCAUGAAGAAGCUCAACGAGUUCAACACUGCUCUUGCAUCACAACCAUCACCGUCGUCAUCGCCAUCGCCUGUGGUGCUAUCAGAAGAGCAGCUGGAGCAGCUAAACGGAUUGGUUUCUGUUCUCAAGGACACCUCGCACUACCACUCCUCCUCCUUUGCCCCGAAUCACUACGCGCUGCUCUCUUCCCUGCUCUCAACCUGGCCUGCUGCCAACCUCUUCCCAGUGUUGGACCUGCUGCGGAUGAUGCUGUUGCAUCCUUCAGGCGCUGCCUGGUUUGCUGCCAAUGCCUCUGGGCCAGACGGCAUGCUCAUGGCAUGUAUGCGCAGGGCAGCAGCGGACCCACCCACACCCGCCAACCACCUCACGGGCGUGCGCGUGGCAGUCAAUGCGUUUGGCCUUCCUUCCAUGCACCACUGGCCUCGCCAACACCGCGCAGAGGUUCUCGACCUCUUCGCCCCCUGUGUCUCUUCCUCCAAUAAGAACGUCCGACUCGCUCUCGCCACUCUCCUGCUCAACUACGCAGUGCUGCUGGUGGAUGGCGCAGCAGCAAAGGGAGAGGACCAGGAGGAGGGCCAAGUGCAGACCCUCUCUGCUGCCUUUGAGCUGGCAGCAGCAUCGGAGGCCGAUCCGGAGGUCCGCUACCGGGCACUGCUUGCCAUUGCCACUCUUAUGCACAGCGGCGUGGUGAGGGAGACAGCAGUGGAGAUGGGAGCAGCAGAGGUGGUUCAAGCAGCAGCAGCAGCCACAGCCACCAACACUCUACCGCAGCUCGGCAGAGAAAUGAAGUCGCUAAUCGGCUGA